ACACAGGCUACGAAAGAGGCAUAUAGUGGAAUUAGACCUUCCUUAUAUGUUUUUGUUGUUUGUGGAAUUAUUGCACUUUUUAAAAAAUGAGCUAGGUACGUUAGACAUUCAGAAGGUGUCGGUAUAUUCAGAAUAUAGUGUCGUCUUAAAAGGACAGUCUGUGGAAAGGGAUAGACGCAAACUUCUCGAUCUCUUUUUAAAUCUGGAGACAUGGGUUCUGUUAGACAGUUGUUAUGUAGGAGGUGGUUGUUUGGACAGAACAAGAGGAGAUGGUUUACUAGGUCCAGCAGGUGUAUGACUACUAUGUCAGCCUGGGUUAUUGAUAAAUACGGAAGCAAUGAGGUUUUACGGUUUACUAAAAAUGCCAGUUUCCCCAUCAUCCACUAUCCCAAUGAGGUCGUUGUCAAAGUGUUUGCAGCAGGACUUAAUUCAUUUGACGUCAACAUGAGAGGUGGAUAUGGUGCAACUACUCUCUCCAUGAAGAGAGACCCUCUAAAUAUCAAACAGUCCGGUAGCGAAUUCCCGCUGAUCCUUGGACGAGACGUGUCAGGUGUCAUCAUGGAGUGUGGCCUUGAUGUGCGAUACUUCAGAGAGAGAGAUGAGGUGUGGGCAGCCAUCCCGCCAUGGAGGCAGGGCAGCUUGGCUGAGUUUGUAGUUCUGAGUGCCAACGAGGUAUCCCACAAACCCAAGUCACUGAGCCACACAGAGGCAGCUGCUAUUCCUUAUGUGGCAACUGCUGCCUGGUCAGCUUUGGUCAACACUGGUGGACUGAGCAAGGAUAACUGUUCCAAUAAGAGGAUUUUGAUCCUUGGAGGAUCUGGAGGAGUCGGAACAUUUGCUGUACAGAUGUUAAAGGUGUGGGGAGCCCAUGUAACUGUUACCUGCUCACAGAACGCUGAGCAGUUUGUAAAGGAACUGGGGGCUGAUUACGUGGUGGACUAUACUGCUGGACCUGUUGAGGAGCCACUCAGUGCUCUGGAGAAAUUUGACCUGAUCCUGGAUAAUAUAGGUGGUGACACGGAGCGCUGGGCCCUCAACCUACUUAAGCCUUGGAGUGGUGCCAAGUAUGUCACCCUGGUGACACCUUUCAUACAGAACACGGACAGGCUAGGUAUUGCUGAUGGUAUGAUGCAGACUGCUGCUACACUGGCAACCAAGGCCCUCAAGCAUCUUGUUAAAGGAGUUCACUACCGUUGGGGUUUCUUUGCACCAAGUGGUCCUGCUUUGGAUGAAAUUAGGGAAAUGGUGGAUGCAGGGCAGAUACGACCUGUAGUGGAAGAGACUUUCAGAUUUUCCCAAGUUCCACAAGCCCUGGAAAAGGUGGAGAAGGGUCACUCUCGAGGAAAGACGGUGGUCCAGAUCAGCAAAGGAGGGGGCGACCUAUAGCACUGACUCCUGAUUUUCUGCCAAGUUAUUAGGAAAUGAAGAAAUAAAUGAAUCAUAAUGAUUCGAGUUGAA
This is a messenger RNA of Betta splendens (Siamese fighting fish), 1458 nucleotides long. RefSeq names its product reticulon 4 interacting protein 1 (gene rtn4ip1). Gene Ontology annotation, cellular component: mitochondrion. The record is from RefSeq and is a predicted model, not a curated record. NCBI's taxonomy places the organism in Eukaryota, Metazoa, Chordata, Actinopteri, Anabantiformes, Osphronemidae. Bases 211 to 1386 code for a protein of 391 amino acids. The transcript is spliced from 9 exons. Gene Ontology annotation, molecular function: oxidoreductase activity; zinc ion binding.